Molecule: messenger RNA, 2276 nt
Organism: Mangifera indica (mango)
Lineage: Eukaryota; Viridiplantae; Streptophyta; Magnoliopsida; Sapindales; Anacardiaceae
Product: putative pumilio homolog 8, chloroplastic
Exons: 5
Coding region: 291-1955 (554 amino acids)
Biological process (GO): post-transcriptional regulation of gene expression
Cellular component (GO): cytoplasm
Molecular function (GO): mRNA binding
Source: RefSeq, a predicted model, not a curated record
ACAUACGCCAGGUCUUUUCUCUUUCUAUUUCAUUGCGUUUCAUAAAUUGCAUGCAAAAACUGGACUAGUCUUAUCGUGUCUCUCCAGCUAUAACUCUCUGUGUGUUAAAGCCUUUUCCAUUUUUAUUCAAAAACCUUACCAAAUUUCAACCCAAAUUGUAAGUACAUGCCAUAUCUUUUCAUUAUUAUCCUCUUUCUUAUUUGAACUCAAAAAUUAUAUCUCCACGCCUCCAAAUGCCAUAUAAAUUCUUUUGAAACACCCAAAACCCUUCACCUCUCUCACAUUCAUUGAUGGCCAACACCCGCAGUAACCGUUCUUUUAUGGCUACAACAAUGCCUUUUCACUAUCCCAUCUACGGUUCAUCGGAUGCCCCUCUGCGUCGCCAAAGUCAGCAUCAACAAAACGCUCAAACUUACUUACUAAACCCUUUACAAGAAACCCUUGAAUCUUCCUUUGCUAAUCUCACUCUUAGUCCAGGUUCUAAUGCUGAGUUUUUUGAUAGGUCCUCUGAUUUUGAUAACGUCACAAACGGUUCUGCGUUAAAUAGGGAUGGCUUUCCAUCACUUGCUGCCCAAGAAAUGGAACUCGGAAACUUUGUUAGGAGUUUAAGUUCUUCUGGGUUUAUGGGCUUGCAAGGCCAAAACUGGGACGGUUUCAAACCUGGUUUUUGUUCAACAUCGAAUAAUCUUAGCCAACGCAGUGCUGACCAAAAUGGAUUUUUCCGUGAUUUUGGAGAUGGAGCUUCUCACAAUGAUUUAUCGUCUUUGUCAUCUUCAAAGCAAAAUUUACUGUUGAAUGUUAUGGUGCCAAGAUACCAAAAUGGGUUUUUGCGUGAUUAUGGAAAUGGAGCUUUUCACAAUGAUUUAUCAGCUGUAUCAUCUUCAAAGCAGGACUUCUUGUUCAAUGCUAUGGUGCCGAGAAACCCGAAUUUGAAGAGUCGCCAAUGGUUGCAGGAACCAUUUGAUUCCCCAUCUUUGGGAGAUUUGAGGGGUAAUAUCGUGACUUUGGCCAAGGAUCAAUACGGUUGUCGUCUCUUGCAAAACAAUAUUCUUCAUAUGACAAAAGAAGGAACUGAUAUGAUUUUCGUGGAGAUUAUAGAUCAUGUGUGUGACUUGAUUAUUGACCCUUUUGGUAAUUAUGUUGUACAAAAGUUUGUGGAGAUAUGCAGUGAUGAACAGAGGACUCAGAUCGUUCAAAUGCUGACCAAUAUUGAUUUUCAACUUGUUAGGAUAUGCCUAAGUAUGCACGGGACUCGUGCUGUACAGAAAUUAUUGGAACAUCUUACCACCCCGCAGCAAAUCUCAAUGGUCGCAGCUGCUCUAGUGCCUGGUAUUGUCACAUUAAUUAAGGACACGAAUGGUCAUCAUGUAAUUCAGUAUUGCUUGAAAUGUUUUCCUGAUCAAGACAAGAAGUAUCUUCUGAACAAGGUGGUCGAUAAUUGUUUUGGAAUUGCAACAGACAAAAGUGGUUGUUGUGUGCUACAGCAAUGUGUUGAAAAAUCUAAAGGGCUGCAAAGAGAGCGUCUAAUUGCCGAGAUCAUUGCCUAUGCACAUCACCUAGCAGAAGACCGUUUUGGUAAUUACGUGGUGCAACAUGUUCUGGGAUUGAGGGUACCACAAAUAACUGCAGAUCUUCUUAGACAAUUUGAAGGGCAUUACAUGCAUCUCUCCUGCAAUAAGUAUGGCAGUAAUGUUGUGGAGAGGUGCUUGAUAGAAUCAGGUGAACAGCAGUCCAUGAGAAUCAUUAUGGAGCUGCUUGGAAGUCCAAAUGUUUCUAUGCUGCUUACCGAUCCUUUUGGAAAUUUUGUUAUCCAAAAGGCUUUGUCCGUGUCUAAGGGUUUACUCCAUGAUGCUUUAUGGAAUCUGGUUAAGUCAAAUAUUCCGAUGAUGCGCAGCAAUAUGUAUGGAAAAAAGGUACUUGCUUGGUUUGACCGCAAGAAGUUUAUAAAUGUAUAGACAUGCAAAUAAGUUUAUAGGUCACAGGCACUGUCUUUCUGAUUUUAGCUCCAACAUAUGGAAUCAGGUGUCUGUGUUUUGAGUAAAAGAUGUCCUUAUGUGUAGGAUUGUUAUUGUUAUUAUAAAAGCCCUUUUGUUUGUGAGUGUGUAGGAUUUGUAGUUGUAACCCUUGUUGUAAGUUUAUAUUCAGUGGAACGUUGCUCUGGCACAAGAAAACCUGGAAAGAAGGGGGAAUAAUUGGCCAAUUGGAUGAGCAAACCAACUGUAAUUUAUGUACAAUUCACUUGAAAGGAUUUUUUUUGGUUAUACUUAAGUUGAGAA